AUGACCAGUCAAGAAGAGCCAAAAAUCGAGGGCACUUUGCUGAGUUGGCGAAAUUUGGAGAGCGAUUUUCAAAAAGAGAUGAACACUCAAGCAAAAAUGGGAUCAAAUCGAAAAGCUCAUCCGUUGGGGGCAUCAAAUGGUUUCAUCUCGACGUGUUUUCUCAUCGAAUUCGAUUGGGAGCUCGGCGAUCGGCAUUUGCCGAAACAGGCCAUUCUCAAGAUGGUUGAAUGUGAUCGCCUUCAAUCACAAGCUGAUAACCUUGGUGAUGUGGACGAUGUGUUCAGCGAUACCGAAUUCACUUUCCUACGCCGUGUGUCAAAGGAGAAAGAUUUCCAAAAAGCGGUUCCACUUCCCCAAUUUUUCUGUGGUCGCAAAUUUGGCCUUAAUGGGUUGAAUGCAGGUUACGUGCUGAUCGAAUACUUUGAGAAUAUUCACAGUCGUCACAUUUAUCAUAUCAUCCCGGAGAGUGGCGUGCUUCAAAUUAUCCAAAUUUUAGCCAAAAUGGGAGCUUUUUCACUUCGUAACCCGAAAUUCGUCGCAGAAUUCGAUGAGAAACUGCUGGCUGAAACGAUGGCCGAUUAUGCACAUCCAGAAAAACUCCACCGCUUUCUCGAUACUUUACUUGUAAAAUUCCCCGAGAAGAAAAGCGAGAUCGAGACGCUGCGAACGCAGACAAAAUAUUUCUACAACAUUGACGACUAUUUCAAAAGAAUGAGUUCAACUUCAAAGGUGAAUAUGCUAACACACGGCGAUUUAUGGCCCGGGAACAUUUUGUGGCAGAAGAGAAGAAGAACAGAAGAGAGCAAUGGAGAGUUCACAGUGAAAGCAAUCGUCGAUUGGCAGUUAACCCAUCACGGGACUCCACUCGAAGAUCUCGCUCGAUUUCUGCCCACAGCGUUGAGCGGGAAAGAGUACAAAAACAACCGUGAUAAGUAUUUAUUGACCUAUUGGCAAGAGCUACAGAAAGAAGCUCGAGGUCUUCAACUCCCAUGGGACACAUUUGAUGAGUUAAUCAAGCAAUACGAGUUGGUUCUCCCAUUGGUGAUCAUUGUCUACACACCGCUUUUCGUCGAGAUGAUCGACCAUUCGACGAACGGGAAAAAUCUUUCCCAAAAAGAUCUCAAUGUCUACUAUGAGAAAAUUCGUGUCACCCUCGAUGAGGCAGCGUCUUGCAUUCGAAAAUGGAAACUC
Messenger RNA from Mesorhabditis belari, 1191 nucleotides. The record is from the annotation of a GenBank genome assembly. NCBI's taxonomy places the organism in Eukaryota, Metazoa, Nematoda, Chromadorea, Rhabditida, Rhabditidae.